Messenger RNA from Drosophila eugracilis, 1148 nucleotides. RefSeq lists its product as uncharacterized. NCBI's taxonomy places the organism in Eukaryota, Metazoa, Arthropoda, Insecta, Diptera, Drosophilidae. The transcript is spliced from 4 exons. The coding region runs from base 284 to 772 and encodes 162 amino acids. Gene Ontology annotation, biological process: septate junction assembly. The record is from RefSeq and is a predicted model, not a curated record.
UCAGGUUACAACAGUUGUCGUUGGCGUGUCGUCGGUUUCAGAGGUUUUUUGAAAAACUCGGCUUUCGAAAAACUCAAUAUCCGCUCUAAGUCGCAGUUGAAAGUGAUUAGUACAUAAAAAAAAAACAAUCUAGCGCGCGUGAAAAAUUGUAUUAAUUUAUUUGUGUUUUUAGUGUGAGAUUUAACCAACAAGCUAACCCUUGGCUGCACUUUUGCCCUGCACCUUCCUCUCUCUCUCUCUGCAAAAGCAACGAAAAUUUGAAAAAUAAAUCUCACGCGUCGAAAUGUCGCCGGCUGACGAUAAUUCCUUUGCCACAACCCAAAGCAGCAAAAAGGCCACCUACACGCUGAUAUGCAUCAAGAUUGUGGAGCUGUGCCUUUUAAUAUGCUGCCUGGGCCUGGUCGAUGAGCCGGCCACCAAUUCUCAUCUGCGGGUGUUCAUCACACCCCGAGUGGCUGCCCUUUGCUAUGUGACCUUUGGUGCCCUGACCAUUUACACGGCAAUUUAUCUGAUAAUGGCGCUCUUUGGUGAUCUGACCCCCUGGCGAACGGCUACUCUGUGGAACCUGGUGGCCUUCAUCCUCUUUGUGGCCGUGACUGCACUGCUCUUCCGGGAUUGGUCCACCACCAAGGAUCGCAACUACUGGCACCCGAAUAUGCAUCGCUUGGAUCUCGUAAUGGCUUCCGCUUCGAUUGCCUUGGUGACUUCGCUGAUCUUCCUGCUGGACAUACUCAUUACCAUUCGUUUUGGCGUCCAUGGUGAUCUGGAAUGACAUGGUCGAUGACGAGAAGUUUGGCGGGAAAGAGUUGGUGUCCACAUGAUUCUCGCCUAGCGUGGACUGUAAUAUUUAUAGCUCCAGACUUAGAGUUAAGAACUCCCCGUUCACAUCCCCGUCUCCCAGCUAAUUGUAAUCCCCAAGAGAAAACAUCUGAAUUGCCAUCAUCAAAUCGAAAAUGUAAAAAAAAAAAAAAAAGAAACGAAGUCCGAGGAGGUUUUAAAGUUCUUAACGCAUCGGCUGCCCUGUUUUUGUUUUUCUUUUUUUAAGCCUAAAUACAUCGAGCAUCACGAACGUUUUAUCUAAUCCAAUUAAUAAGUAAGAUCCAAACACAAAAUAAAUUUUGUACGAGCGAAUAUUUUCACAAAUCGAA